Messenger RNA from Papilio polytes (common Mormon), 10243 nucleotides. RefSeq names its product protein lava lamp-like. Bases 185 to 8875 code for a protein of 2896 amino acids. The transcript has 10 exons. The record is from RefSeq and is a predicted model, not a curated record. NCBI's taxonomy places the organism in Eukaryota, Metazoa, Arthropoda, Insecta, Lepidoptera, Papilionidae.
CGUGGAUCAAAAAAAUGGCAAUGGCAGGUAAAAAGUGAAUCCCGUGGUGGCAAAAUAUUUUGUUUACUAUUUACGACCUUUUGAUUUUCAUAACUUAGUGUUCCGUGUAAUCGUUAUCCUAUUAUUUAUAAUAAUCAGUAAAUAAAAUAAGCAACGUUUUAAUGUGCGCAGCGAAUGAAAAAACAUGUCUGAUAAUAAAAACGUCGAUAAUCAUCCUGAAAAGGAUCAAGUGGAAUCCAUUGAUACCAAUUUAGCAGUAACCAGCGAUGUGUCCAGCGUUGUGAGCAGCGUUAGAAAUGUUAAGCAUUCAACAUCAUCCGAGCGACAGAAUAAAGUGGAGAGAGCACAAAAAUGUUUAGAGAAUGCUGCACUAGUAUCUAAGCGUAUUAAAGAACAAAGAAAAGCCACAGCAGAACUAUUAGGAAGGCCAUUUGAGGAUGAUGUUACGGAUACUGCUUCAGAAAUGGCAUCCACCAUGAGUGAAAGGACAGGUUAUUCUGUAGCUACAGAUACAUCUACCACUUUGUCAGUCCAGGAUGCCUUGAACAUUCCUGGCAUUAGUGAAAGUUUAGCAAACACUUUAAAGCAAAAAGAGCUAUUAAUGGAAAGGAUAAAACAAUAUAAAGAAAUUAGUAAAAGGCCUAUGAGAAAAUCAAUGUCUGUGAAAAGAGAGCCUUCAGAUACUACGGUUGUGCAAGAAGUGAGGAAGAGUGCUGAUAAUACGGAUGUUGCAAAAUUAAUAAAUAGUGUCAAAGAAAAAGAAAAUGCUUUAAGUAUAAUGCAAGUCAAAAUUAAAGCACUUGAGACAACAAUUUUAGAUUUACAAGAAAAAAUAAAUGAAAAGGACCAAGUAAUUGAAGCUAAAAAUAAAGCAACCACUUUAAUAACUGAUAGUUUAAGCAAGAAAGAAAAAGAUACUCUAGAUUUACUCGAAGAUACUCGGCAACAGAUGACAAAAAUGCAGUCAAAUUUCAUUGCAAUGGAAACUGAAUGGAAAGACGAAAAACUGAGAUUACUCGACCAACUUAGUGAAAGAGAUGAAAAGAUAAAAAGUCUAGAGGAGGCUAACUCCAUACUAGAAAAUUCACGGUUUGAGAUCAGUGUUGCUCAUUCUAAAUUAGCCGAAGAAUUAGAUUUAAAGAAAGAGGAAAUUCUAAAACUACAAGAGCAAAUUGAAGCUUUGACUCAGAAAACCGGCGAAGAAUUGUCGACGGGGGUAUUGCACGGUGGAGAUAAAGAGUUUUCUGAGGAAAAGGGGACUAUUGAAAUAUCUACUAUGGAAGAGUUGACGAAAAAACUUGAGUUAUUAGAACAUAUAAAUUGCCAAAUGAGACAGACCAAUAAAGAUUUAGAAAAUCAACUCGUGUCUUUGAAUCUGGAGUCUAGAGAAAAAGCAACGCCAACUUCGCCGGCUAAAAGAGGUCCCACUAGUCCUCAUCCUAGUCGAAAAGGUGGAAGGAGUGCCGCUUCCAAAAGUAAAUCACCCUGGCGUGGUUUGUCAACCGACCCUGUACAACAAGAAACAGAAAAAUCAAAAGCCAAAAGCGAUACAGUCAAACAAGACAUGGUAGUGCAAUCUCUGAAUAAAGAUAUCUUAGAAAAAGAAUAUUUAUUGACACAAAAAGAUGACUUAAUAUCCAAGUUACAGUUGGAAAAUAGUGAAAAAGAAAGUGUUAUAAACAACUUGCAAGCACAAAUUGAAACAUCUAAAUGUGACACUAAUAAAGUUGACAUUGCUGUUUGUACCGAUUCGCUAGAAUCUUCUCGAGCCCACGAAACUCAGCAAGGAGAAGGCAUUGAAAAUAUACCCGAGGAUGUACAAACAUUAAAAGAAAAGUUGAAAUCGGCACAAUGUCAAAUUGAUCAGCUUAAUGAAGAGAUAGAUGCUGCAAAUAAAAAUAUGAUAAAAGUCAAAUCAAGCUAUAAAAUAAAGUUGAAACAAUUACAGAAAACCAUCGACAGCUUUAGUAAAGUAUCUGACGCGAAUGCUGAAAUUGUAAAACUUAAUGAGGAAUUGCAUCAGUUGUCACAAAAGAUAGCAGAGUUGGAAGAAGAAAAGGGAAAUCUACAGCUACAUCUAGUUGACUAUGAUAGUGGUAGAUUGACUGAUUCAGACAUUUACAAGAAAUUGGUAGAAAUGGAAACUUUAGCGGAUUCAAGGCUUAAAUCUAUAACUUUAUUGGAAACACAAAAAUUCGAGCUAGUUCAAGAACUACAUGUAUUGCAACAAAAGAACGAUGAAAUGGAAGAUAAAUUAGCGGAUAUGUCCCAACUGCAAAAUGAUCAUGUUUGCUCUGAAAUAAAAUCAGUACAAAUGGAAGAACAAAUUGAUGAAUUCAUAGCAUCUAAAAAGGAAUUAGAAAUUGUGAUAGAAAACCUAAAGUUAGAUAAAGAACAAUCAACAAACACAAUAAAAACGUUGGAGGAAGAGAAGGAAAGUUUAAUACAAAAAUUAGAAAGUUAUAUGCAAGAAAAUAUGGAAUUAACGGAUAAAUUUGAGAAAUUGAGCGCUGAAAAAGUAAGUUCUGCAGAGUCUAUUGAAAUGGUAGAAUCGUUAACUACGCAAGAGAAGUUAGAACUUGAAGAGUAUAACAGAACAAUGGCAGCUAAACAAGAUGAUAAUCACGAGUUUAAAAUAAAUGCGCCAGGUGAAACUGAUGAAAACAUUGCGGAACUAAUGAAACAAAGUGCAGAAUUAAGAGAUAAAGUUGAAUUGUUCACUCUGGAAAAACAAGAAGUUAUGGAGAAAAUGAACAACGUUUGUGCUGAAAACGAAGACUUGCAAGAAAGAAUUAAAGAACUAAAAUCACAGUGUGACAGUUUGACUAAGGACAUCGAUGUUCUAAGUGAAGAAAAAAAUACUCUUCAACUGUUAAAUGAAGAAUUAAGUAAUCAAAUCGAAGUUCUUAAACACGAAAGAAUCGAAAUUAUGAAAGAAAGUAUAGAAAUUGCAAAACCAGCUAUCAUGGAAGAAGCCACAGAAGGAGUUAGCACGGAAACCUCACAUGAUGACAAAUCGGUUAGUGAUAAAAGUAAUAGCAGAUCAAAAUCUGUCAAGCAAUUAACAAAAGAUAUUCUCAAACUUAAGGGGACUAUUAAAGAGCGAGAAGCUGAAAUUGCUGAUUGUAAGAUGAAAAUAUUAUCUUUAGAGGAACAGCAAGAAAAACAAAAAGAACUGAUGCAAAAUAAUACAGUACUUGACAACAAAGUAAAACAUUUGACAGAGGAGAACUCUCAGUUGAAACGAGAUAUAGAAAUAACACAAAAAGAUGCCGAAUCUGAACUACAGUACAAGCAGGCGCAUGAUGUUUUACAGCAAGAAAUACAAAAGAUCCAUCAAGAAUAUUCUAUGGCUAUCAAUGCACGUGACACCAGAAUAAACGAAAUGGAGAAUCUGCUAGUAGAGUAUGAGAAGCAAAUGUUUAAUUACGGGAACUCCUUACAGCAAAAGGAUAAAGAAACUGCCGAAUAUAUUAAUCAAAUAACAAAAUUGAAUGACGUUUCACAAAAAUUAAAAUCGACCAUUGAUUUACUCGAAGAAGAGAAAGCAAAAGAUCAAAAUGCUGAAUUAGUUAAAUCGCUGAAUAAAGAUAUAAUGAUUUAUGAAAAGAAACUCACAGAAUGUGAGGAAAAACUAAGGGUAUUAGAAGAAGAAAAAUCCCAAUUAUUGUCUGUUAAAAGUGGCUUGGAAGUGAAGGCUAACGACUUAGAGUUAGAAUUAAAGAACUUACAAGAGGCUUUUACAGAAAAACAAACAACAAUUAAGGAUUUGCAGGCGCAACAACAAAAACACGAUGGAGAGCUUUCGUCUGUCAUGCUGCAAGCAAAGGAACGUGACGAGGAAAUACAUGAAAUAAAACUUCAGCUUAGAAAAGAAUCUAUAGAGAACGAAAAACUAAGAAACGAAGUGUCUAAAAGAGUCAAUGAAAGUGAGGAAUUUAAAAAGCAAUGUAAUGAACUAAAACAAAAAAUAAAUGUUGUUUCCCACGACAAAGAAAAUUACAAUGAGCGCCAGACAAUUUUAGAAAACAAAAACAAAGAAUUGAUGGAAAAACUUAAGAAGUUGGCCAUUACCUUAAAAAGAAAAACAUCUUCAUAUAAUGACUUAGAACUUGAUUAUAACGAUAAGCGAAAAAAAUUGGAAGAUAAAAAUUUACAAGUCCAAGAAUUACUUUCAAAGGUUGAAGUUAUAUCACAAUUACAAGACCAAAUAAAGGACAUGGAAAAAGAAUAUGAUAAUCUACAAAACGAAAAAGUAUUGUUUCAACAAAGAUCUAGAAAUGCUGAACAGUUACAAGUAGAAAUUGAGACAUUAAAUAAAAAUCGUGCAAAUGCCAUUGAAGAAAUAUCAAAAUUGCAUACGUCACUAGACACAUCAAACAAAGAAUUGAUGAAUGCUCAGGAAGAUAACAACAACUUGAAAAAUCAAAUUUCAGCUUUAAACAAUAAAUUAGUCGAAUAUGAAAUUGAACAGAAAAAUAACAGUAAUCUUAGUACAAAAAUUGCUUCUCUUGAAAUGGAUCUAAGCCAGAAACAGACCCUUAUAAGCGAACUAUCUAUACAGUUAGAAUCACACAAAGAACAUCUUACCCAAAUUCAAUUUGGUCACGACGCUAAACUACAAGAGUGCAAUUUGUACAUUGAAAGUUUGCAAACAGAUAUAGAGAAAUAUAAAAAUCGCAUUUGCCGCUUAGAAGAAAGCAUUUCGACGAUGGAAAGCAGAAGACAUUCUUUAGAACGUAAAGCCGACCAAUUGGAUAACCAGUUACAAGAAAAACAAAAGUCUUAUACUGAAUAUACACACCAGGAAGAUGAGUUAGUUAAUCGAUUGGCGGUUCUCAUUGACCACGACAGAGUCGUUGAAAAACAGUUGCAUGUUAUAGAACAUGAAAAUAGAGAAUUGCAGCAUAAAGUUCAGCAUCUAAACGAAGAAUUGCUACGUCUCAAGAAUGCCCAUUUAGAUUUGCAGAAUAACUAUACAUACAUGCAAACCAAAGCCGCAAAAGGGGAGGCAGCAGAGUCUGACCUUGUGAUAUGUCAAAGUAAAGUUUACGAACUUGAGGCAAAUCUUAAACAUAUUACAAAUGAAUACCAAACAAUAUUAGCGCGAAAGAAGGUGGAUAUCGAAGAAUUAGAAUCAGAAUUUAAUACACAAAUUGAAAACGCUAUUAAAGAAAAGAAGAUAUUAAGUGAAAAUCAUGAAAGACUUUGUGAGCAUGUUACUCAGCUCGAAAGAAAAUUACAGGAAUACAAAGACACUAAUGUUAACCUAAAUCUUAAUUUACAAGAAAUGUCGGUCGUAAAUCAAAACUUGUUAGAAAAAAGUAACGAAAAAAAAUCACCUUCUGUCGACUAUACGGAGCAGUAUGUUAAUGAAAUAAAUAAAUUAAAUGCUGUUGUUAAUAAUAAGAAUCAACAAAUUGUAGAUCUCGAGAACAAUAUUAAGACAGUGCAUGUAAACAACGUGGCAAAAGUUUCAGAAUUAGAAAGUAGAAUAGCAGAAUUAUCAUCAAAUUUAGCCAGGUCAGAAAAGGAACUUGAUGUUAUGGCUACAGAGCUUAAGGCCCUUAAACAAAAUAAUGAACAAUUACAAAUUAUAUUGCUACAAAAAGAUGACCAGAUAAAACAAUUAACAGACAAGAGUAAAGUCUUUUUCGAAAUGACCAUACCAAAAACAGAAGGCAUGACAAUUUCCUCAACAAUUGAACAAUUGAAUUAUCAGAGCGGUGUAGAUUUAGCAGCACUUGAGUCGCAAAUUGUACCCGAGUCCUUUGUUGCCGACGUAGAGCCAUUACCCAAAAAAGUAGCUGAGAGUACUUUGGUACAAUCUUCACAUUCAGGUGGCUCGCGGUCACAUAAAGAAGUGGAAGAGCCAAUUAUAGUAGCUAAAAAAUCUUAUGAUUGUUACAAAAAAGAUGACGUGACUUCGGAAGAUCCAUUCAGUUCCCAAGAAGGUUGGGGAUUUGAAGGUGAAGAGACAGAAGAUGCUUCAGCAGGUUAUUCUUACUUAAAUGAGCAAAUCGAGAAUCUUAGAAAGGAAAAUGAGAGAUUAAAAACCGAAUUAGAAAAUACUAAUGUUAAGUUAUCUAAAGUUCUUAAAAUCUCAAAAGAACUAAAAGCAAAAAAUGAAUUGUUGUCAAACGAACUUAAAAUAUCUAAACAGCUAUCAGAUAAAUCUAUACUUGAUACUGCAAUCGAAAGUGAGCUUUCGAGUAACAUAGAAAGUUUAGAAAAACAGUUACAAGAUCUGAAUACAGAAUUCGAAAGAGAAAAACGUGAAAAAGAAGCAUUAAGAAAGCAAAAUGAAAUAUUCAAGGACGCUAAUGAUCGUUUAACGGAAAUAAAAGAAAAAUUAGAUACUGAAAUAGAAUUGUGGAAAUUCAAGUGCAACCAAGCGAAUGAAAAAGUAUCCUCACUACAAUGGACUACAGAGUCAAAGGAAUCACUUGCAGCCGAACUUCCUACGUCGCGGCAAAACCAACCUAUUAGCGAAGAAAUAAUGAAACUUGAACAAGAAAAUGAGGAACUGCAAUCAGUCAUUGACGAACUUAAUGUUGUUAAUAAGAAAUUAACUGAUCAGCGUGAUGAAUUUUCAAACGAAGUACAACGAUUACAAGAUAAAAUCCAACAAAACCGUGUAUGUGAAAAUUGUGAAAGUCUCCAAAGACAAAUAUUAAGCAACGAGGAUUCUGUCACAUCUCUAAGAAAUGAUAUUACUAAUCUUAAUAGUAAAUUAAAAGAAUUAGAAGAAUCUAAGAAAAAUACGUUAAUUGAACAUGAAGAAUUAUCUAAAUUAAACAAAGAAAAUGAAACGCAGUACGAAAUAAAAAUACAAGAGUUUCAUACUAAAAUAACUACUUUGGAGGAAGAAAUUUCUUCAAUUGCUUUAUUAAAGGCUGAAGCUGAUAAAACAAUAAAAUCUUUAGCAUCCGAAAUUGAAGGACUAAAAUCGGAAUUGUUGUUAAAAACAGAAGAAACUUCAAACAUUAAAAAUGCAUCAGAAGCUUUUGCUAUGUCUGAAAAGAUGAGUUUUAUGGAAGUUAAGUGUAACGAAUUGAGCCAUAAUUUAGAAAAUGUUAAUAGAAAAUUAUCCCACUUAGAAAAUGAAAAAUUGGAUCUAAAGCAAAUAAUAGAAGAUUAUGAAACACAAAUAGAGGAGUUGAAUUCCAAAAUAAAACAUCUUAAUACUGAAAAUGAUCAAUUACUGUCAACUGUUGCUGAGUUACGUUCAUCUGUAUCCAGCGCCGUCGAUCAACGUGGAUAUGAAAUAGCGGAAUUAUGGAAGCAGCAUUUGGCGCAAAGGGAAACUGAAUUCCAAAGGGUCGAACAUGAACUUCGAACUCAGCUUAGUGCAGCCGAAGCAAAAUAUGAGCAAUUACUCGAUAAUGUCCAAUCGUCUACUCAAGAUGAAACAAAUACCCUUAUUGCCAUGGAACAACUUAAUUCGUUACAAAGCAAGCUACAAGAAAAAAGUGAGCACUUAACUAGUCUGCAAAAUAAGUAUGCGGAUGUAAUUCAUCAGUUGGAAAUGCUGCGGUCAGAAACCGAAGAUGAGAAAUUGAUUCUUGAAAACAAGAUGCUCGUCCAACAAGAGGAAUAUGAAAAAACUAUAAAGGAACUAAUGCAAGUUAACGACACCAAAUCCGUUGAAUUGGAAAGCACAAUUAAGAUCCUAGAAUCUGAAAUAUCUACAAUCAAAAAUUCCAAUGAUAAUUUGAAUCAACAGUUACUUGAGCUACAAUCUACAUUUGAAGCUAAAAUCCAGGAGUUAGGGAGGGAAUUGCAAAUAAAAGAAAAUGAAAUUCAUCAAAAAACCCAUGACUACACCAUUGCUCUAUCACAGCGCAACGAAGAAUUUGAGAAUGUAAGGACUCAUCUGAUUGAAUAUGAAAAGAAAAUUGAGGAUUUGACUUACGAAAAAGAAGCAGAAUUGGCCGUUAUUCGGUUAAAAAUGCAUGAAACCAAAGAACAACAUGAAAAUAUUCAAAAGCAGUUAGAAGACGAGAAAAAUAGUCUAUCGGAAGCUUUAAAUGCAAAGAUAAUAGAAUGUACUAACUUAAAUAAACAGGUACAUGAUUUGAAUGUGCUUUUACAAGAACAUGCAACAAAAUCCGUUGAGAUGCAAGAGGCUUUAGAGAAUCAGGAGCUAGAAAUAAUAUCCCUAAAAGAUGAAAUAUCUAACAUGCAGGAUAUAAUGCGAUCGUCGAGUAGCAAAAUUGAAAAGCACGUAACGUUUGCUUCGGAAACAAAACAAACUGAGGAGAGCGGUAAAACAACAAGACAGUAUCACAAAGACCUGUUAGACGCCGUACCGCGGGCAGAAUUGGAUAUAGCGUUGUACAUGUUGCAUCAAAGAGACGUCCGUUGUGAAGAAUUAACUAUGGAGCUGACGCAGUUGCUGGAAGAAAGAGACACUCUUCAGUUGCGACUUUCCGAUAGCCUGCGAGCAUUGGAGGACAUUAGGGCAAAGUCUAAAGCGACAGAAAGCGUAUCUACGAGCUUCGGUCAAGAUUCCAUUUCAGAGUUACCUACCCUUACUAUUGAAAAGGAGCAACGGUUCGUAGACACACAUCGUACACAUACAUCGCGAAGUAGUAGUAUAAGUGAUUACGACGGAGAGAAACCUAAACUGCAAGCGAAGUUGUCUGAGUUGCGCAGCGUCAAGCACAGCCGCGACGUGACGCUGCGCCAAGACAGUGAACAGCGACAACUUGGCAUGCGGCUGCUGCGCCGCGACGUCGCCAACCUGCCGGCCGAGGCACUCGAGGAACUCUCACAAGCUCAUCACACUCUAUCUCGGGACUCUCAGAGCACAUCGACGGUGCUUUUGAACUGGCUGCGAGGGAAGAGCACUCCCAAAGUAGUGGACAUGUGAGCCACAGAGCACCUCUCUUCUAAACAAAACAUGUAGAUUGUCUAUACUUGUUACACAUUAUUUUAUCACCACGUAACGGUUGGACUCAUGUUUGGCAAACAUUUGUCACCAAUCGCACUUCACUUGCCAUUCAUAGUGCACCGAAAACGAAUUUAGUUCACUUUUUUUGUAUUUUUAAUUUAUUUAUGUUUUUAUUUACCCAAUUACGUCAUCACUUACGGUGAUACAAUGUUUUAUUUGCAUAUGAACGGUUUUUUAAAUCACUCGAAUUGUCUUUUUUCAAAGGAAGUCAUUUGCAAACGAUAUUUACUUUGAAUUAGGAAAUGGUCGCAUUUAAUUAUUUUUAGAAAUCCAACGAUUAAAUAAUGGUUUGUUAGUGUGAAUUAAAUAUUAGAUUUAGCUGACUUUUAGAAUUCGUGUUUGCCAUUUUGUUUUUAUUAUAUCUCGGUGCACACGAACGAACGAUAUAAAUACGAUAUCAUUCCUUUUAUUUUCGAAAACAUUUUUUUAUUGAAAUUUAAUUGAAUUUUUUAAUCUUACUAAAAUUAUAAAUGUGAAAGUUUGUAUAUUUAGGAUGCUUUUAGAAGUUAUCUCCCAAAUGUAGAACGGAUCUAUGAAAUUUGGCAUAGAUGUAGAGAAUAGUCUUGAAGAACACAGGCUACUAAAUAAGUUUUAUUUAAUCCCGCAUAGACGGAGCCACGGGCGUCAGCUAGUAAUCCAUAAUUAAAAGAUGCAUAUACUAAUGAAAUUCUAAAUUUAAAUAUUUAGGUUAUCUGUUAUCGUAACUUAAAUUCCAUUGCCGAUACAAUUCUCGAAAAUGUCUCUGUUUUUUGCAAAGAAGAAGUAAUGAACAAGCAAUGUUCAAACAAGUUUCGGUAUUGGAAACUCAAUGACAGUACAUUCAGUAUUAUUUACCCAGAACUCUAUACCAUUGCGUUCUCGCUUUACCUUUCAAUGUAUACUCUAUUAUUGUGCUUCAUACUAAUAAUUUAUUUUCAUAGUUUGACAUUUUUCUUAACCUCAAAAUUGUAACGCUCUUGUAUUUAUGUACCUUUGUUCUGUAAAUUGUUUUACGCACAAGGUCAGUUACAAUGAACUAAAACAACCAAAUUAUUCCGCUUUUUAAAAUGGCUUCCAUUUAAUGUGAAAUACUAAUUAAUCCACAUUAUUCCAAAGCCUUUAAUUAUAAGGAUAUGUUAAAAAUAACAUGAUUUUAAAUCGUGCCUUUUUGCUGUUUAAUGUAUAUUAAUUUUGAAAUAAUUAUUGCAAUGUAAUAAAUGUAUAUAAAAUGGGCACACAUAUGUGCGUCGGAUGUUCCAAAAUUGUAAAUUUUGUUUUUUUUUUUUGUCAAUAAACGUUAAUCAAUGA